Molecule: messenger RNA, 1328 nt
Organism: Telopea speciosissima
Lineage: Eukaryota; Viridiplantae; Streptophyta; Magnoliopsida; Proteales; Proteaceae
Product: replication factor C subunit 3
Exons: 11
Coding region: 50-1144 (364 amino acids)
Biological process (GO): DNA repair; DNA-templated DNA replication
Cellular component (GO): DNA replication factor C complex; nucleus
Molecular function (GO): ATP hydrolysis activity; DNA binding; DNA clamp loader activity
Source: RefSeq, a predicted model, not a curated record
UCUCUCUAGCUUCUCACCCCUUCGACUCUGUGUGUGUAAAGCUGCGAAAAUGCUGUGGGUCGACAAGUACCGACCGAAAACCUUAGACAAGAUCAUGGUUCACGAAGAUAUCGCUCUGAAUAUCAAGAAGCUUGUCACUGAGCAGGAUUGCCCACAUCUGCUGUUCUAUGGACCUCCUGGUUCUGGAAAGAAAACCCUAAUCAUGGCUCUACUCAGACAAAUGUUUGGCACCAGUGCUGAGAAGGUGAAGAUAGAGAAUAAGACAUGGAAGAUCGAUGCUGGAAGCAGAACUCUUGAUCUAGAGCUGACUACAUUAUCAAGCACCCACCAUGUCGAACUAAAUCCUAGUGAUGCAGGUUUUCAGGAUAGAUACAUUGUUCAAGAGAUCAUCAAAGAAAUGGCAAAGAAUAGACCAAUUGAUACCAAAGGGAAGAAGGGGUUCAAAGUAUUAGUGCUGAAUGAGGUUGACAAGCUCUCAAGGGAAGCCCAGCAUUCACUCCGAAGAACAAUGGAGAAAUAUAGUUCAUCAUGCCGGUUAAUUCUAUGCUGCAACAGUUCCUCGAAGGUCACUGAGGCAGUUCGCUCUCGUUGUUUAAAUUUGAGGAUAAAUGCUCCAAGAGAUGAGCAGAUUAUUAGGGUACUGGAAUUUAUUGGCAAGAAGGAAGGCCUACAACUUCCACCUGGAUUCGCUGCCCGUAUAGCGGCUCAAUCAAACCGGAGUUUAAGAAGGGCCAUAAUGUCAUUUGAAACUUGUCGGGUUCAACAGUAUCCUUUCACAAGUAAUCAAAUAAUACCACCCAUGGAUUGGGAGCAAUAUAUUUCUGAAAUAGCAUCUGACAUAAUGCAAGAGCAGAGCCCUAAAAGGCUGUUUUUGGUUCGAGGGAAGCUAUAUGAACUAUUGGGUAAUUGUAUUCCUCCAGUAAUUAUUUUGAAGAGACUACUUUCGGAAUUAUUGAAGAAGUUGGAUGCUGAACUGAAACAUGAGGUCUGCCAUUGGGCUGCAUAUUAUGUAAGACUGUGUCUAAUGGUUUACCUCCAGGAACAUAGAAUGCGUCUUGGGCAGAAAGCAAUAUUUCACAUUGAAGCAUUUGUGGCCAAAUUUAUGAGCAUCUAUAAAGGAUUCCUCAUUGCAACAUUCGGGUGAAGAGUAAGAAGACCCAAAAAUUCUGCCCCGGACUUUCAAAUUCAAAUAUCUUAUGCAUCCAAUAUCAUAUGUACUUUGUGCCAUUGGCAAGUUUCCUUUGAUAUAUCUCUAAUUGUGACAAUUUCUCUCCCUUGCAUUUGGAAGAGCAGUGUCUCUAAGAUUGGAAUCGAUCUUUUCUAUUGUU